Molecule: messenger RNA, 1077 nt
Organism: Cylicocyclus nassatus
Lineage: Eukaryota; Metazoa; Nematoda; Chromadorea; Rhabditida; Strongylidae
Source: the annotation of a GenBank genome assembly
AUGGAAGGAACAUCUCUAUCAAUGCCUAACGACUUUGUUCUCGCUGCUGCCUUAGCCCUAGCUUUGCAAAGUCAACAGAAUCAGGGCGAUCGUACUGCGGCGGAUACUACUAUGAGCGAUGCUGCAUAUUCAAUGCAGCGAAGCCCAUCAACGUGGACUUUGCACUCGUCGGACAUGUCUGUAGAAAGCAUCAUGCCAAAUUUCGCUUCUACUCCAAUAUUGUCACAAGAACACGGCGUAAACAGUGAUAUGAGAGGCGAAACAACCUCAGCUUUUUACCGAAACGAAGAGGAAAGCAAUACGAUCGAGAACGAGCUAGAAAACGAUCUUGAACUCGUGAAUGAUGAAGCUGACAGACGAGCUGGCAUCAUUCGUCCAGCGCAGAGUACUGCAACACCGCAAAGCAAAAGAAGCCGAAGUCGUUACGGACGGAGACUGAAACAGCCCAUGAAUUGCACGAUAUCCACCUGCUUAGAGGAAACAAUGGCUAGCGAUACUCAACUAACGACUGUGUCGCAGCGCACCGAUACUCGCAAGUCCUUGAAAAGCAGGAAAUUCUGGGAGAAGAUGUUCGAACUGCAGUCACAAUGGAUACAGAAAAUACUGUCUUCGUCGUACUCGCGAUCGGCUUUUGCGGCACAGGUUCUAGAAUGUUGGAAAAUGCUUAUGAAAGCAUACUCAUCCCUUUCGAGCCGUCCUGUCGAUCUUCAAAAGUGUUUACAGCUUUAUGUGGUUGAUGCUGUGAAACUUCUGGAGCAUGGGGUACAGCGCGGUUACAGUGAGGUGGCUACGCUCAUGGUCGAGUUUAUUAAUGUAGUUGUGAGCGCGUUUCUAAAAAAUUCAAGGCACCUGAGCGAAUUCAGUUCUUGUUGGAUACAAACCAGGGAGAUCCUACGUAUUAUAUGCGAAACACCUACCAACAUGAAUGUCCUCUGCGGUUUGUCGACCACUAUCGAUGAAUUGAAAUUGAAUUAUCUGAAAAAGAGAGCCACCGAUGCCGUUAUACUUCGAGAUGAUGCGCUCACUGCCUACAUAAAAGGCUUAUGGUUUGCUUUUUUGAGUAGCGUUCGCCACUGA